Megalobrama amblycephala (Wuchang bream) is the source of this 3020-nucleotide messenger RNA. Its product is annotated as trace amine-associated receptor 13c-like. Lineage: Eukaryota; Metazoa; Chordata; Actinopteri; Cypriniformes; Xenocyprididae. The transcript has a single exon. The record is from RefSeq and is a predicted model, not a curated record. Gene Ontology annotation, molecular function: trace-amine receptor activity. Bases 1193 to 2203 code for a protein of 336 amino acids. Gene Ontology annotation, biological process: G protein-coupled receptor signaling pathway. Gene Ontology annotation, cellular component: membrane.
CAAAUAUUUUCAUAACAACAUGGUCGUCUGGAACAGAGCAUGUGAGCGAAACCUCCGCUCUAUGCCAGUGCGCUCCGCUCAAUAGCUCAUGGCCCAAGCGAAUGCUCCACCUUGCUCACCGGUAACAACGUUUACUCAAAUCCUACUCCGACAUGAAAUUUCUCUGUACUAUACGUCUUUCUGAUUGUAAUGAAUUUCCUGAAUAAAUGUCUUAAUUACAGUAGGCCUAUAGAUUUCACAAUUAGUUUCUUUUUGUUGUUGUUGUUUAGGUGGAGGCUUUAAAUAAGCCCUUUGGGGUUUUCUGCCUCUCCCUGCACAGUAUAUGGAUUGUACAUUUUUUCGGUUUUAUUGUAUAUGUUUUAUGUGUGCAAAUAAAACUAAACUAAAACUAAACCAAGAUAACAAUAUAUUGUUAUCUAUAUAUUAAAGCAACAUAUUGUAUGAAGUGGUAUAAAUAAACGUGACGUGACUUGACUGGAGUGUCGAAAUGCAGAGCUCAUGCAAACAUAAUCCACAUAUACAUCCACAUGAUCAGAUGCUUUCUUCGCUGCUUUUUUCUCACUGCUGUCAUUUUUGUUGCGAAGAAAACACGCAGCACAUAUUUAUAUUCAUCUAAAUGUCACUCUCAAGAGCAUUAGCAAUGUUGAGAUGUUCACUGUCACGUUUGGUUUUGAUUCACGUUUAUGUUUUCUUCGUCAAGGUUCCUAGUUUUGUCAUGUGAUCCCCUUUUCCUCAUGUGAUUAUGUCAUGUGCUUCCCUAGUCUCAUGUAUAAUGUUCUGAUUUGUACCCUUGUUGCAUGUGUCACAUUCUCAUUGGUUGAUUGUGUAAAUUGCUUUCAGGUGUGUCUUAUGUCAUUAGGUUUUCAAUUGUUUUACUUCAAUGAAAAAGGUUACAUUUUGUGAUAUUCUUUUUAAAUAUAAGGUCAAAAUGCUACAUUAACAAAACAAGUAAUUGGACACAAUUAGAGGUGCACAAGGAAGGACUACAAACCCUCUUACAUUUUAGCUUCAAUCCACUGUUGCAAUCCACUGUUCAAUCCACUGUUUUUUCAUGCAUCAUGAAAAAAUAAUUGUGCCAUUAUGCAGCAUCAGAGUGGGCGGUAGAUGGGUUGGCCAGUCUGAUCCAGAUGCUGUAUAAAUGAAAGAACAGUAAGGAGAGCAGAACAAACUCCUAACAGGAGGAGACUCACUCAUGGCCUAUGAGACAGAGGAUCAUGAGACUCAAUACUGCUUUCCUGCCAUCAACUCAUCAUGUAUCAAGGGAAAACGCUCCAGAUAUGAAUAUUAUAUAAUUUACAUGUUCAUAUCAUUGCUUUCAGCAUGGACUGUGUUUGUGAACCUGCUGGUGAUCAUCUCCAUCUCUCACUUCAAGAAGCUUCACACUCCAACAAACCUGCUCAUUCUCUCUCUGGCUGUGGCCGACCUGUUUACUGGCCUUAUUUUGAUACCCAUAGAGGGCAUCAAGCAAAUUGAGAUGUGUUGGUACUUUGGAGACACUUAUUGUGGGCUGUUUGCAAUUACUGUUAGGUUGCUUCUUUCUUCAUCUCUUAGUAAUUUAGUUUUAAUUGCUGUUGAUCGCUAUGUGGCUGUAUGUCACCCUUUACUGUACCCACAGAAAAUAACCAUGACUAAAACUUCAAUAAGCAUCUGUCUCUGCUGGUUUUGCUCUUCAAUUUACAAUGUUGGGUAUGUAAUUAGUAAUGGAUAUUUUAAUAUCUCACACAAAACGUGUUAUGGUCAGUGUAUUGUCAUGAAUAGUCUUGCUUGGAUAUUUACCGAUUUAUUCUUUUUAUUCCUAUUUCCUUGUGUAGUGAUCAUCUCUGUAUAUUUGAGGAUAUUUUAUGUUGUACAAUGGCAAGUGAAAGCUAUAAACUCCCUGAUGAAGGGUGGAAAAUGUGUAAAGGAAGGUUCAGUGAGGAGGAAAUCUGAGAGUAAAGCUGCUCUGACAUUAGGAAUCAUUGUGACAGUUUAUAUGCUUUGCUAUAUUCCAUUCUAUAUCUGUUCUCUAACAGAAACCACUGCAGUCUCUUCCACUACAAUGACAUUUCUAGCAUGGACUUUGUAUGUUAGCUGUGGUCUGAAUCCUCUUAUCUAUGCUUUAUUUUACCGCUGGUUUAAAAUAUCAGUUAAACACAUCCUAACUCUUAAAAUAUUUCAGCCAGCAUCAUCUCUGAUGGAAAUAUUUACAGAUUGCCAUUCAUGAUUGUGGAGAUGGGGGUUGAUUUGUUUUCUUUUUUUUUUUUCUUCUUCAAUUUCCAUGCCUGAAAAUGCACAAAUACCGCUAUUGCAAUAUAUAUUAUAUGUUUUCACGUGUUCAGGUACAACAAUGAGACAUACAAUUCAACAAACAACAUUAACUUAUUAUUAAAGACAUAGUUCACUCAAAGAAAAAAAAAAAAAAGGUCUGUCAUCAUUUAAUCACCCUCAUGUCUGAUGUUAGGCAGAAUGACCAUUCACUUACACUAUCCAGAAAAAAAGAUGCAAUGAACAUAAAUGGUGAUUGAGGCUGCCAAUAUCUCUUCUGUGCUCUAAGAAAGCAUCACAUGUAUUCUUCAUGGAGAAGCGAUCCCAAAACCUACUGUUAGGAUAAAGUAAAUCCAACAUGUAUAGUAAAAAUGGACUGCUUUAACCCUUAUGUGUGUUUAAUGUAUUUUAAUACUUAAAUACCCUUUUUCAAGUAACUAGUAAAGUAAUGCAUUAUUUAUACAUUUACAACAAAAUAUCCAUGAGUAAGAAAGAGUUGCUUUCUCAAUUAAGUUACAAAAGUUAUUUUUUUCCUAUUCAUUGAUUGAUAAUAUGAGUGUUGAACUUUCUUCUCCUGCAUCCUAUUCCUCUGAAAUUUGGAAUGGCAUCACAGCUGAAGGGUUGUUUGAACUGCGCCCUCUACUGCACAGGCAAGAAUUUGCAUUUCCUUUCUUUGGCCAGAGGCAUAUUCACUUCACUUGUGUGGUGUGAAAGGGCCUUUACAUUUGCCAAAAAUGAAACAUUUUGUUUGUUAUUAAAAAGCAAACAACCAAGCC